GGAGCAUCAGUGUGACUCGUCACAUGAGCAGUGUGAGGAAGAGCGCAGUGAGCAGACCAACCUGUCAGCGACCAAAACCAACUGUGAACACACCACGUUACAGGAGGAGGGCAGGACACAGCAGCUCCUCCCUCUGCUCAAACACACUGAACCAGGAAACACUCUGCAUUUGCUCAAAGGAACCUCAGCGGAGUCAAACCCUCAACACACAAACUACAGACAUGUCCUCCACCAGAGACCAGAGCUCUGAGGAGAUGUUCCUGUGCUCCAUCUGUCUGGAGGUGUUCUCUGAGCCAGUGUCCACUCCAUGUGGACACAACUUCUGCCGACGCUGCAUCUCUCAGGCCUGGGACACUGAUGGACCCUGCACAUGUCCUCUGUGUAAAGAGAUGUUCCACAGAAGACCACAGCUCAAGGUCAACACGCUCCUGAAGGAGGUGGCCUCAACGUCUAACCUGGAGAAGAAGAAGAGCAGCUCUAUGGAGAACAUGCCCGACUUUACAGAGGUGCAGUGUGACGUGUGCUCUGAGCCCAAGCUGAAGGCCCUCAAGACCUGCCUGGUGUGUCUGUGCUCCUUCUGUGAGAGCCACCUCCAGCCUCAUCUCACAGUCUCUGGGCUGAAAAGACACCAGCUGAUGGAGCCUGUGGAAAACCUGGAAGACAGGAUGUGUCCCACACACCAGCGCCCCCUGGAGCUCUUCUGUGACACUGAUGAGAAGAUCCUGUGCAUGAUGUGCUCCAUUCUAGAUCACAAGAACCAUGAGCUGUUGUCUCUGGAGGAGGCGUGUGAGCGCAGGAGGUCCUCUCUGCUGCAGACUCAGGCUCAGAGCCAGUACAUGGUGGAGCAGAGGAGGCAGAAGAUCCUGGAGAUCCAGAGGCUCCUGGAGCUGAGUGAGACAGAGGCCGUCAGAGAGAGGUCUGCGGGGCUGCAGGUCUUCACUGCUCUCAUGCAGUCUGUUCAGAGGAGUAUGGACCUCUUCUUAGAGGAGCUCCAGGAGAAGCAGAGCCGGAGCCACAGACGAGCCCAGGAUCUGCUGCAGCGGCUGAAGCAGGAGAUCUGUGAUCUGGAGCAGAGCAGCGCUGAGGCCCAACGUCUCUCACGCUCUGAAGACCCCCUCCACUUCCUACAGCGCUGCCCUGCACUCACGCCCCCUGCUGGGCUUAAGGAGUGGAGCAGCGUGAACUUUGAGCCGGAGACGUGUGAGGGCAGUGUGUCCCGGGCUCUGUCUGAGCUGAAGAACAGUCUCCCUCAGGAGUUUAACAAACACUUUAAAGAACUGGCCUCAGAGUCUAAGAAAGCUGAGCUGAGGAGAGCGCAGCAGAGUGCGGUGGAGGUGACUCUGGACCCAGACACCAAUCAUCCUGCUCUCGCUCUGUCUGAAGAUCUCAAACAGGUUCAUUGUACUGAUGUGAAGAAGAAACUCCCAGAUUCUCCUCUAAGGUUUGAUUUUGGUGUUUGUGUUUUAGGAAAACAGAGUUUUUCUUCAGGCAGGUUUUACUUUGAGGUUAGGGUCAAAGGAAAAACAGAGUGGGAUUUAGGAGUGGCCCAAGAAUCCAUCAACAGGAAGGGAAUGAUCACUUUAAAUCCUAAACGUGGACUGUGGUGCAUUGGCUUAAGAAACAAAGAUGAGUACAAAGCCUGGACUGUCCCUUCUGUCCGUCUGUUUCCUCAGAGAGCUCCUCAGAAGGUCGGGGUGUUUGUGGACUAUGGGGAGGGUCUGGUUUCCUUUUAUGACACAGAUUCUGCAGAUCUCCUCUUCUCCUUCACUCGCUGCUGCUUCAGGGAGAAACUGUUUCCAUUUUUCAGUCCCGGUAACAAUUUUGGAGGUUCAAACUCUGCUCCUCUGGUCGUCACUGCAGUGGAGACUUUGAGUCGUGACAAAGUAUAAAAGUAAAAGUAGUGAAUUUAAAGAUGGGGAUGUGACUUCUAUCGUGGAAAAACAUUGUAUAUCUGUUGAAGAUAAAUACUGAAUCCAUUUGCGAAGCCCGAUGAGUUUUUGGAAUAUAGACCAAGGUUUAUUCUUGUUACAGCAGAUAUGGUCAGGGCCUAGACCUGCCCUGACUACAGCCCAACAGCCUCUCCCCACCAGCAGUAUGUCCCAACCACAUCUUGCCCCAUCUUCCUAGUCUCUCCCCAGUAUCUGCCCCAGAGCAUUUGAGCUCUGAGUAUUUAUACAGAAAUACAAGUUACAUACAUAUCAAAGCAGAGGGACUUUGGUUUCAGAAGCUGGUGCUAAAUGAACAUACAGUUGAGGACAACAAAAGGGCUUCCUGAAGGAGACAAUUGUGUCUGAUGAACCUUUACACAUGUUCGUGACUGGUCUGGGUUUCAGGUAGAAAUCACAUUCAUUUACACAAAGACAGAUUGAAAGAAAUCUUUCCACAAUCUAAAUUUCUAUCACACAUUGUCCCUUUUGAUUAUUCAUUAAUCAUACUUCAUCAUCGUCAUAAACAGAAAAUGCAGAGAAAUAUUGUGGAUUUAAAACAGUCCAUGGAGUUGAAGUGAGUUCCAUUAGUUUGUUGGAUUCAAAAAAUGAAGGCAAAUUCAACAGUUCACUUUUAAGAAGGAUUGUUUUGUUCAGUUUGUCCAUAUUCAAUAUGAUUUGUAGUCACAAGUUGAAUGUCGCCUGUCCUCUGUCCCUUUGUCCUCCCUUGGCCACUCUCUGAGCCACAGCUCGUCUCUGGAGUCAUCCUUUGACCCAUGUGUCCAUCUUCAGGGUUGUGGUUGAGCAUGCGAGGAACAGGUCGCGUUUUGAAAAGUUUGAAUGGCUGAACUUUUGUGAAGUUUUUCUCCAGUGACAGUUGUAAAGCAGAAGAAUGGUUAAAUGAUGCAGGUCUGGUACUGUCCAGGAGAAGAUGCUUUUGGUUGGACAAGGUGGAACGCUAUUUCCUGGCUUCAGACCAUUCAUGGUGGUUGUCUUUGUCUUGAAGGGCAUUGUCAGAUUACAGGUCUUGUAGUUGAAAAAUGGAAAACAGUCUCUAAGUGAUCUAAACUAAUUUUCUAAUAUUCCCCCUUUGACACAUUUAUGUGUCAAUUUUUGUUCUAAGCAGGCAUCUGUGUUGGCUUUGUUGUCUUCUACUGUAAGAAACUAUGUUUGGUUAAAUUGCACUUCUGAAAGAAACAUUUUCUUAAAACUGUUAGUGGUUAGUUGUUAGUGUUGUUAGUCAUAGGACAUUUGAAGAAAAGAAGAGAAAAUUAUGCAGCAUCCAUAUCUCCUGUAACAAAAUUGUAAUUAUUAAAGAAAUUUGCAGGCGCAUAGUGGUCAAGGAUGGUCAAGUCAGUCAAAUCAAGGUUUUUUUUUUUUUUUUUUUUUGUGAUCACAACCGGCUUUGAUAAGGUCUUCAUGUUGUAUUGUAUUGAAUAAUGCUGUAUGAAUGAAUGCUGAAUGAAUAAUGCUGAAUAAUGCUAUGUAAAGCGUCUUUGGGGACAGAAAAUGUCCGUGAAAGCGCUAUAUAAAUAAAGACUUACUUACUUGUCUUUAAGAGAGCUCACCAAAAUAUAGUGAAUUUCUGGAACCAAUUACAACUAAGGAGUUUUUUGGUACCAGCUGAACUUUUUUAGGACAUUAUAAAAAAUCAAUAAGCAAAACAAAACAAAUAUCAGUAAAAAGAAAAUAUAAGAAAAACAGGUAACUCUAAAAACAAACAUUUUUAGUUAAUUUCAUCCUAUCAUUUUUCUUGCUGACACUGUUGAUAACAGGCUUAAAUGUUAAACACAGAUUUUCUGAGAAUGCACAAUUUAAAACAUACAUUUUGGCUGAUCAGGUCCCAAGAACACGGAAACAUACAGUGACUUUUUUUUAUUAUUAUUAUUAUUAUUUUUUUUUUUUACAUGUUGCAACAGUUCAAAACAUAUGCAAAUUUGCAUUUGUCUUUGAACAUUUUCCAUUUACAAUACAUAAUAUCUUCAUUCUUAACUGCUGCCUUGAAUCUACUCUCCCUCACGAGAAAGUCUCAGCCCGUCUUUACACUCAUCUACACAGGGAAUUGCACCCUGUUGCCUUUUUCCAGUCAGUAACCCUAGAUAGGAGUUUCACCUAGUGACUGUUCACUAAAGACUGUUCACUUGCUAGUUACUUCUAGAGGGGAAUUUCACCCAGUGACUGUUUGGUAGUUCGCUGUAGUGACUGUGCUUACUUCUGCUCUGGAGAAUACAUUAAAGUCGUCCAAAUUCUAGAUAAUAUGUAAAGCAAGAUGUAGCAAAACUAAACCCAUGUUCAUCAAAAUAUAGGGACAAGUAAAUCAAAAAGGAAAACAAAAAACAAAACAAAGAAAAAAAACAUCAGUAGCCUUUAGAUUACUUCCAAAUGAAAGUCAUUAAUGUCCCAGGAAGUUGGAGCUGGAUCAUGUGUGGGGGCUGUGACUGGAUCACAGUCAGCACAGCAGGGGGUAGUGGCAUCGCAGGUUAGGGAAAAGGGUGGUGGCAUUUUGUAGUUCCAUAGUGACUUUCAGGUCACGCGUUGACUUGGAGAAGAUGGUGUAAAUGCAAAGGGCUCAUGGCGUAAAGAGCACUCUCGUCUCCAGUGUCCAAGUUGACAACAGAUAAAGCAUGGUUCUUUGGAAAAUCUUCUCUUGUUCUUUCAAUUGGCUCUUCUCCUCUCUUUGUUCUGCUUACAUGUUGGCUGAAGAGUCUUUAGUUGGCUAUGAAAUUGUGAAUGCAGGUGGUGAUUUUCACUUUCAUGUCUUUGGUUCUUAUUGUACAUAGUCACAGCUGCCAUAUGCAGUUCUUUCUGCAUUCUCUCUUGCUUCAUUACUUUCUUUCUCAGUAGCUGUUCAUAUGCAUGUGUGGCAUGUCUUUUCAGUUCAGUUAGGUGAGCAGCAUUUCAGCCAAUGCAAGUUUUCUUCACAGCUGAAGAAAUGUCUGUUUUUAGUCCACUGAUGAAGUAGUUAAACAGGUAUGUUUCCCAAAUAUCACAAGUCACGCCUAAGUGAUCAGGUCUUGUAAAUCCACUGUGGGUGUUAUACACUUCAGUUAAACAUGUGAGAAACUCUUCAGGGUCCUCAGUGUCUCUUUGUUUGCAGGAUUGGAUUUUGUCAGUAUCGAUGGAGGCAGGAAAGGCCUUUGUGAUAGCUAUGCAGAUGUUGUUCACAGCUUCUCUAUACAAAGCAUUAGAGUCAUGUUUCCAAUCCACAUGAUUGUAUCGCAGUUCAGUGUUAUGAAGUUGAUCAGCUAAUUUAUGCCAUUCUGUAAGUUUCAUUUUCAUGAUCAACACUCUCCUCAGUUCACUCAUAGUGGGCUUGAAGUCUUGACAAAAUGUGUUUAGUUCUUUAGCAAAAGUCUGACCUGAUGUUGUGGGAUUGGACAGAUGUUGAGAUGCUGCAGAUAUUUCAGAAGUUCAUGGACGUAAAACUAACGUUGGAUUUUGUGGACCAGAGAUUUCAGCCAUUGGCAUAGUGAGCGUUGCUUGUUCAACAUGGUGGUGUAGUCUCUGAGCAGUGGAUGAAGAGUCCUGUUGUGAUGGGGGUGGUGGAGCUUUGAGUUGUGAGAAGUUAUUUGAUGAAGGAUCAGAAAGCAACUGUUGAGACAAAAAGUUCUGUGAGUGGGGCUGUUUCAAUUCACACAUUUCAGUUGCAUCUUCAAAGAGCAGAGUUUGCUUGUGCAUAGAUUUUCUUAUUUUUGCUCUCAGCUUUAUCUUUCCACAUUUUGACACAGUCCUUGUAAUUUUCAAUGUUUUCUAAUUUUUUUUAUUAGAAAUUUUACUUUUUCUCUCAUUUCAACUUCAGUCUCACAUAACUUGUUUUCCAAUGUCAGAACAUUCUUUAAAGUGAAUGCACCAAAUUCUGAAGACUUCUUAUCUCCAUGUUUUCUUCUUAAAAAAUUAACAAUGGAACCUUCUGGUGGCGCGUACUCCCUUGAAGUUUUGCUCCCCAUUUAGUUUUAGCACUUGCAAUUUCCAAUAGCUUAGCUCUAUUCCUGUAGAAUUUUUAAUUCAUCUCACAAAAGCUAAAAUUCUCAUAUUUCAAUUACUUGAUUGACCCUUUUUCAAUAUUUUUGGCUCCAAAAUCUACCACCCAACCUGCAACAAAGACCAUCCCUUGCUCUUAAAUUUCUCACCUUUGGGACAUUCUAGACCACUCAUUCCUCAAGCCACUGAAACUACAGUUUGGCAUGUUUAGAGAAGUCCAUUUAACUCCAACAGGAGGCACACUGUCCUUUGAACAUUUCCAAGUUUGUAGUGUUUGUAGAUGAAGGAUUCCAUUAAAUUAUCUUAAAUGAAAUGAAGUCUAUAUUGCAAAAGCUCAUCAAGCAAAUCUUGCUCGAAUCCAGCGGUGAUGAUCCAGGACAGAAGCCAAUUUCCAUCCAUGUCCUUCUUUGCUCCAUGCAUGAGGAAACAAAACAAAAGCAGACAAAACUCCAUUUGCGCUGUGUUCUGGACGGUCACUUGUGGAUGGCACUUCUUGACACCGAUUUGUUGUGGCAAAAAUUACAUAUCUGUUAAAGAUAAAUAAUGAAUGCAUUUGCAAAGCCCGAUGAGUUUUUGGAAUAUAGACCAAGGUUUAUUCUUGUUACAGCAGAUAUGGUCAGGGCCUAGACCUGCCCUGACUACAGCCCAACAGCCUCUCCCCACCAGCAGUAUGUCCCAACCACAUCUUGCCCCAUCUUCCUAGUCUCUCCCCAGUAUCUGCCCCAGAGCAUUUGAGCUCUGAGUAUUUAUAUAGAAAUACAAGUUAGAUACAUAUCAAAGCAGAGGGACUUUGGUUUCAGAGGCUGGUGCUAAAUGAACAUACAGUUGAGAACAACAAAAGGCUUCCUGAAGGAGGAGACAGUUGUGUCUGAUGAACCUUUACACAUGUUCAUUACUGGUCUGGGUUUAAGGUAGAAAUCACAUUCAUUUACACAAAGACAGAUUGAAAGAAAUCUUUAUACAAUCUAAAUUUUUAUCAGAACUUCUCUGGACUAUUAACUGUAACACAACAGAUUUAGAUCAACAUGUUCCUUUUGUUGUUUUGUCCUCCCUCCUUUUGCUCCUCGUGCUAAGUCACUCCCCCUUCAGAGCAACAUCACAACAUCAGGUUUGUCUGGUUUCUGUGAACAGUUUUGUGUCAUGUUUUUGUACAUUUAUGUCCUGAUGAUUUUGCAUAAUAUUUCCUCUUUAAGUAUAAUUUUGAGGUACUUUAUGUGAGUACUUUUUACUCUGUAAUUUGAACUGGACUGAAAAGAAUCUGAGUUAUUGUAAAGAAAAUAAGAAUUGACAUUGUACUGGUAAAGCUCGUCUGAAUCUCUACAUUGAAAAACCUUGGCAUUGCUUGUGGAGUCCCCCAGGGGUCUGUUUUGGGACCAAAACUGUUCAAUAUUUACAUAAAUGAUAUAUUUACUGUAUCUCAGUCACUAAAACUUAUUCUCUUUGCAGACGACACCAACAUAUUUUAUAGUAGUCACAAUUAUAACGAACUCAUAAGUAAAAGUCUAAACGAGGAACUGAACAAAGUAAAAAAAAAGUGGAUGGAUGUGAAUAAAUUGUCAUUAAACGUGAAUUAGACCAAGA
This is a messenger RNA of Boleophthalmus pectinirostris (great blue-spotted mudskipper), 7487 nucleotides long. RefSeq names its product E3 ubiquitin-protein ligase TRIM21-like. The record is from RefSeq and is a predicted model, not a curated record. Gene Ontology annotation, molecular function: zinc ion binding; protein binding. Lineage: Eukaryota; Metazoa; Chordata; Actinopteri; Gobiiformes; Gobiidae.